Rhipicephalus microplus (southern cattle tick) is the source of this 1268-nucleotide messenger RNA. RefSeq names its product peptidase M20 domain-containing protein 2. Gene Ontology annotation, molecular function: dipeptidase activity. The record is from RefSeq and is a predicted model, not a curated record. NCBI's taxonomy places the organism in Eukaryota, Metazoa, Arthropoda, Arachnida, Ixodida, Ixodidae.
AUGUCUGCCGCCGAUUUCGCGCCCACAGUGAACAAUGUGGUGGAGGACCAUUCGAAAGAACUCUGGGAGCUGAGUCGUUUCUUGUUCGAGAACCCCGAGUUGGCAUUGGAAGAAGUCUUGGCUCACGACAAACUGUGCGAGUUUCUCGAACGGAAAGGCUUUUCUGUACAGCGGCAGUACUGCUUGCAGACUGCCUUCAGGGCGGAAUUCGACGCUCCAGCGGGAUCAAAUGGGCCGUGCGUAGCUCUGCUCUGCGAGUACGACGCGCUCCCAGAAAUUGGUCACGGCUGCGGGCACAACCUCAUCGCCGAGGCGUCAGUCGGCGCCGCUCUCGCCGUGCAGGAGGUGAUGCAGACAUCCGAGGACUUUCGUGGAAAGCUGGUGGUCCUAGGCACUCCAGGCGAAGAGGGCAAAGCCGGCAAGCAGCUGCUCAUUGACCAUGGUGCGCUCGAGGGCAUCGAAGUGGCCAUAAUGGCGCACCCGUCUCCCGCCGAUAUCGUAACGCCUCUUUUCUCAGCGUCGCAAGCGCUUGAAGUGCGUUUCAAGGGCAAGCCUGCCCACGCGGCAGCCUACCCAUGGGAAGGUGUGAACGCCCUGGAUGCUGCAAUAUCGUCUUUCGUCAAUAUCGGUCUUCUCCGUCAGCAGUGCAAGCCCUCAUCGUGGAUUCAUGGGGUCAUCACAGAAGGUGGAAGGUACCCGAACGUCAUUCCAGAGAAAACAGAGCUUCAAUUCUGUGUGCGCUCCGAUUCUAACGCGGAACUGCUGCUUCUCCGUGACCGAGUGGAAGCCUGCUUCAAGGGCGCAGCCGAGGCCACAGGCUGCUCGGUAGGCAUUCGCAGGGAGCCCUUUUACAUGGACGUCAUCCAGAACGCCGCAGUCGCCGCGUGCUACCGAAAGCACGGCCACUCUCACGGGUUGUCCUUCCUCGACGACUACGUGAAAAAGCUGCCGGUCAGUGGCGCUUGCACCGACUGUGGCAACGUGUCUCAUCGCGUGCCCACGUUGCACGCCGUGUACACCAUUGGCGCCGGCCAUUUGCGGGGACCAUCCAACCACACGCACGAGUUCGCAACCUUGGCCGGAUCCGAGGAAGCCCAGCCGCCCACUUUGAGAACGGCCAAAGUGCUUGCACUGACCGUGCUCGACCUGCUGACAGACGUUGAGCUGAUGCGCAAAGCGCGGGCCGAAUUUGAUAAUCUGCAGCUGCAAUUGAAUGCGCAGAUGGAAAGGAUGACACGCUGAAUAAAGUUUCACGCGGUUCCUCAUAA